AUUACGCACGAAUCUUUGUAGUAUGGUCCAACUUUUUUCCUCGCUCUCGCAUUACUUACGUCUCUUUCUGAGACUCAGAAGUUCAUCAGCUGUUUCUGAAAGCAUGUCGACAUCACCUUCAACAGAGUUGGACAGGGAGAUCGGGGAGCUGCUGGAGGAGUUUGAAGCCGUGAUGGAGGAAAUGAGCGCGCCAUCGGUGAGAGCGCCAUCGGUGAGAGCGCACGGCGCCUGCGAGCCUUUGCUGGGUGAAGCGGAACAGCGGGCUGACUUCAGCGACGCAGUGACGGACAGCGGCAUCGAGGACACGGAUGAUACUAGUGAACCAUCUCAGGCAAGCAGCUUGAACGCGAGUGUAGAGGAGCUCAACACUGCAGGCAUGAUGACUUCACGGAAAGCUAAACUCGGGGACACUUCUGACCUAGAGAGCUUUAUUGAGAACCUGGACAAAGAGCUUGCAGAGAUGUGAACAGACAGGACUCAUGUAACUACAGGACAGGAGCCAAGACUAUCAGCACGUACCAGCAAGAAGAGACAGAGAACUGGCAUCCAUGAACAAACCGAAUCUCCCUCUUGGACAGGAUAUUCAGUUUGUAAUGCACCCAAAAACAAUAAUUACAAAACAAAUUACAACCAAGACAAGUUAACAUGAACAAUCUUUAAUCCUGUGAAAAUGAAUCUGAUUUAUUAGUACAGAUGUUGAUAUUUUUGAAUAUCACUGGUAUAACUGAAUAUGAACCAAGACAAACAUCUCAAUCAGUAAUAAUGAAGUUUUUUUAGUCUGUGCUACAAAGAUUUUUUAAUUUUUUUAUGUUUGGCUAAACUUGUUUGGAAUUCUAUCAGCUCAGUAGCUUUUAAACUAUAACUACUUUUCUUUCAACUUAAGUUUUUUGAUGUAAAAUUUCAUCUAGUUUUAACUACUUUGUUACUGUUAAAUUAUUAUGGCAGUUCGUUGUAUUCGAAUA
Messenger RNA from Tachysurus vachellii, 962 nucleotides. Its product is annotated as regulator of cell cycle RGCC-like. The coding region runs from base 23 to 466 and encodes 147 amino acids. Gene Ontology annotation, biological process: regulation of cell cycle. NCBI's taxonomy places the organism in Eukaryota, Metazoa, Chordata, Actinopteri, Siluriformes, Bagridae. The transcript is spliced from 5 exons. The record is from RefSeq and is a predicted model, not a curated record.